AUCACACAUGUGGGGAUUUAAAAGCCCUGGUCCCUUGAUCCAUCCCCAGAUUUGGCACCACCCCCAUCGUGCAACCAUGAUCAGCACUUGAAGUUGGCCAGCAGGAGUCAACAAUGGACAUCAAGCGCGAGCAGACCUUUCCCAACCCCCCGCCCCCGGACACUCCCCCGCCGGCGUACACGGAUGGCAUUGACAUCAACGCGGCGUUUGCGACCCUCAACCUCUCGGGCGGGCCGCGGGACCCAAUCGCAGACACCUGCCUGGCCCACCUGAAGCUGCUCGCCGCCUUCCACGCGCUCAGGGAGGAGGUCGGCUACACGGACGGCCUCUGGGGAAUCUGCGACGACCCGGCCUGCCACGAGGCCGCCGCCGCCGCCGCGCCGGGCGGUCGCGGCGGCCCCGCGGCCGAGCUGCUCCUGAGCAAGAGCCGCGAGAAGCGCUGGGCCGUCUUUGUGGCGCGCGCGGCCGACCGCUACGAGGCCUGGUGGGCCGCCGCCAUGCAGUCGGCGGAGCCGCUGGCCGAGGAGCACAUGUGGGAGCCCCUGAGCGCCCUGUACGAGGGGUUCCCGAGCGCGGCGGCGCGGGCCGCCCGGCGGUGGUCCGCGCUCGAGCUGCCGCCGCUCGACGUGCUCAUGGUCUGGCACGCGCACAUGCUCAACCCGCGCGCCUUCCUCGAGGACAUGAUGCGGUGCGGCGCCCGGGACUACUGGGCCGCCGGGAUGCCGUGGGACCUCGUCAGCGCCGCCAUCAACCCAGACUUUGGCUACAGCGUGUCGGACGAUGCCAAGGCCCGCUGGACGAGCUUGACCGGCCGCCAGUGGAACAACGUCCAUGAUUCCAUGAUCAAGGAGCUCCCGUGUCCCGCGUGCUCGGAAAGCGCGCAGCUCAAGUGGUCGACCUGUGGGUUUAGCGAAGAUGGGAAGCCGAGGCACAUCACCGACGCAGCACAGCUCAUCGGCAGCGGCUACGGGGACGGCCAGUUCUCGCACACGUGCCACGGCUGCGGCAUAACCAUCAACAAGGAGCUCCUGAGCGCCGCCAAGUUCGUGCGCGACACCAAGGCGCUGCUGGCCAAGUCCCGCCCCCUGCCUGGCACCAUCCUGGACCCGGACACGGGCGGACCCAAGCUGGAGCCCCCCACGGCCGACGCGCCGCGCACGUACCCCAACCGGCUCGUCAAGAAGGGCGCCCGCGCCGACAUACUCGACCUCAUCCGCCCGGGCGGGGCCGGCGAUGGCACCCCGCCCACCAUGGACGACGUGCGCGCCGCGCUCGAGCGCACCAUGGCGGACCCGGCGCGGCACCAGGAGGCCACGGGCCAGCGGCGGGCGCCGUGGGCGAGCAGGCCGUUUGUGCGGCGCGCCAUGCGGGCCUACUGGCACAACUUCUCGCCCUUCGCGCUCGACCUGGUCGGGGCCGUGACGCGCCAGUCCAUCUUCACGGCCAAGAUGGCGCAGCUCGACUGGCUGCGCAGCCCCGCGGCCAGGGAGACGAUGGAGCGGCUGGUGAAGAAGUACGGCCGCUUCUUUGCAAUAAUGGCCCAGUUCCCCCACCGCGUCGCCGUGCCCACGCUCGACGUCGACUUGGCCUGGCACACGCACCAGCUGAGCCCGUCGGCCUACUACGCCUACUCGGUCCGCACCACCAAGAAGUUCGUCGACCACGACGACAAGAUCGACGAGUCCAAGCUGUCCACCGCCUUUUCCUGGACGAGCGGCAUCUACCAGUGGAAGUACAACGAGGUGUAUUCCGAGUGCACCUGCUGGUAUUGCGAAUCCGUCCGGACAUCCCAUGUCAGCGGCGUCGGAAAAUUGCUCGGAAUAUCCAAGAACGACCAGAUCUCGGAAAAGUUCCACACCUCGGGCCGCGCCAAGCUCUGCCCGCCCGACAACUCGGCCCACAUAUCGGCGCACAACGCGGUCCGCACCGUCGCCGCCGACGAGCGCGGCCGCCGACUCCUCGAGCACGCCCGGGCCCGGCACGACCGCAUGCUCGAGACGAGCUACGCCAAGGCGAAGAAGCGGGCCGAGCAAAAGGGCAGGAAGCUGCCGCCCCAGCAGGAGUACUACGCCCACUGGGGCUAUGCCUACUUUAUGUACUCGCCCUACGUCUACCCCGUCUACUACAGCCCCGAGGUCUACUGCGGCUGGGACCAUUCGACCGUCCACACGGGCCAGGGCGAGUACGGGAACUGCUGCCAGGGCAGCUGCGGCACGACGACCGGCGGCGGAUGCGCAACCGCGGGCAGCGCCUGCGGCUCAGACAUCGGCAGUGGCGGUUUCGACGGCGGCGGCGUCGGUGGCGGCGGCGGCGGUGGGUGCGGCAGUAGCAGCGCAGCUUGCGGGGGCGGUGGUGGUGGUUGCGGAGGUGGAAGCAGUAGUUAACGUGUCUCGUUUCGCAGCUGUGGCACUUCCCCUUUCGUGAGACUGGUAGAUAUCUUGGUACAUCCUUAUCUUGGUAGGUGUCGUCGGAAUGGCUCGGGAUCAUGUAAGACGAUGCGUCAGAGCGCUUGGCGGGAAAUAGGUUGCUCCAUAACUGCGAUGUGAUAUGGUAACACAACCUUUCCGAGACUAGAUAUACAGAUGCCAGUAAAUGUGAAAGGGGCGACGGCAGAAGGGAAUCAAACAUUCAUGUGGUGAGAUGGCUAUAGCAAGUUGCGCCCAGCGUCGUCAGAUGGUAUACAAAAACACAAUGUGGGGGAUCUCUCGUACAAAAAACCGGAUAGUAAAAGACAGAGUUUGUUUCCAAACAAGAGGUCACCACAUGUUACUAGAAUAGGCCAGGCACUUCACUUAGAUACCCCAAAGACCCGUGGCGGAGCUGCCGGCCCCGGACGGGAAGCCACGGAUGUUCUCGUU
This is a messenger RNA of Gaeumannomyces tritici R3-111a-1, 2858 nucleotides long. RefSeq lists its product as hypothetical. Bases 114 to 2384 code for a protein of 756 amino acids. The record is from RefSeq and is a predicted model, not a curated record. NCBI's taxonomy places the organism in Eukaryota, Fungi, Ascomycota, Sordariomycetes, Magnaporthales, Magnaporthaceae. The transcript is spliced from 7 exons.